Cololabis saira (Pacific saury) is the source of this 2637-nucleotide messenger RNA. RefSeq names its product CDC42 small effector 2 (gene cdc42se2). The coding region runs from base 278 to 508 and encodes 76 amino acids. The transcript has 5 exons. Gene Ontology annotation, cellular component: plasma membrane. The record is from RefSeq and is a predicted model, not a curated record. Lineage: Eukaryota; Metazoa; Chordata; Actinopteri; Beloniformes; Belonidae. Gene Ontology annotation, biological process: regulation of Rho protein signal transduction. Gene Ontology annotation, molecular function: small GTPase binding.
UUGGUUUUUCAGGCGAUCGGACGUUUUCUCCAACAAACCGGCGAGCCCUGCUAAACCCGCCCGCCCGGGACCGCAACGGACCCCUGGAAAUUACAUCAACAGGUGUGCACUUUUCCAUCUCUCAAGAACAGUUUACCCCUGGGAAGACAGUGGCUUGACUGUCAUCAGUUUCCGGUGGGUGUUUUUGUGACUCUGGUAAGACUGAACAGGAAAAGAGUUGCAGCGAGACGUCUCAACCGAGAGAGGAAACUGCUGCGGCUUCUUCGUCAGCCUCAGAAUGACUGAGUUCUGGGUUUGUUUCAGUUGCUGCAUUGCAGAGCAGCCACAACCGAAACGGCGACGACGGAUCGACCGCUCCAUGAUCGGGGAGCCAACAAACUUUGUUCACACCACACAUGUAGGCUCGGGGGACAUGGGCCUGGGAUUGGCCUCGGUGGACCUUGUUCAGGCCCAGAUGAAAUCUAAAGGAGGCUACUCACACGGGGGUUCUGAAGGCUCUCAGCUGUAACCAGCUCUUCAGUCUUGUGGAAACUACUGUUGUUGAUGUAAGGAAAAAAAUUUCAGAAAAGCAGUAUUGUCUAUAAUGGACAUCGGACCAAAAGAUGAAACUACUGCUUUUCCAUAAUGUUGUAUAUAUUUUAUUUUCCAUUCCUUUUUUUUAUUAUUAAAUGAAAGCACUGCUAUCCAUUUGCUGCCAUACUGUUGCACUGUAAAGAGUAACUGUCAAGAGUAGAUAAGAGGGUUUAGAAAGCUCAUAAUCUCAGUCUGAUGUAUGCUUGUGUGUAUGCAUGAGAAACAUGAUUUUCAAAGACAUUUGCUGUUGUAGCCCAUUGGAUGCCUGUAUUUAUUAUUUGAAUUGUAAACGGACCUCAUGGUGGCUGGGCCACAUUGGAGAUUUACAUCAUUCAGUUUAAUUCUUUAUUCUGAGAGGUUUAUCAAAGGACAGGUAGAGAUGGCAACGCAAAAAUGAUCAUUGUUUUAUGCUGAGAAAUGCUCAUAAUUGUCUGAGUUGCUUUCAGGGUUGAAUGCUGUUUUUUUUUUCAUAAACUUGAAACAAGUUGAGUACACUGGAGCACACAUUGUACACUCACACUUGCUUAGGAAUUUUCUCAUUGAUUUCAGCAGGUUUUUUUUUUAUAUACUCAUUUAGAUUGAACCAUAGAGAAUUUUAAUAAACUAUGAAUUUCCUAAUCUGCCUUCUGAAGUCACAUUUAUUUGUUAUUUUACAUGUGCAGUUUAGAAGCUUAAUACUCAGAGUACUACGCUUACAAUUUUAUAGAGGACUCUUAUUUUUUUUAGAUGCAUUUACUUCAUUUCAGUGCUUGUGCACCAACUGUAGACCGAGUUAAACUUGGAAGCAACUAAAUCACAAGUGCAAACCCUUCCACAAAUGUGGGUUAGAUUUGAUAACGUUAAUAAUUUGUGUAGUUUCUCUUCACCUGGUUUUUAUUGUUGAUUGUAUCUUUCACCAGCAGAGCCUGAAUUUUCAGUUUUUACCAGUAAAACCCAGUUUAGUUGAUCCCUCUGAGCUUUUGGUUGUUUUUAAAUUCUUCUGCCAUGACUAUUAAAGCUGAAACAGCAUUCAACGUAACACGACCCACCUUUGUCGCAGUGUUUGUGCUGCCUUUGUCUUAUAUGACAGGUAAAUACAAUAAAAGAUUAAUUGAAAGUUAAAAGUAUUAUCCUUUGAUCCACCGUAGGAUUUUUCCCUUCUCUUCAAGCCCACAGUUUUUUCCCUUGUUGGGGAAAAGUAAUUGAAUAAAUGCAGCUGAUGCCUGACUGUGCUGGUUGUCACUUGUGCUAGCGAUGAGACUGGUGCUACUGUCUUUUCUCUGACAUGGAGCGUUUCACACUUUGGUGUCGUCUUGUCCAAUUUACUAAACCAAGAUCCAUUGAAAAAUGUUAAUCGGACGUAAAAAAGAAAAAAAAAAGUAGUGAACGUGCCAUCAGGCUUUGAGCGUCUAUCUCAUGUGAUUGUCAUCCAUGUGCAUUCUAUGUUUCAACAACAAAAUGUAUUGAAUGUAUUAAGUGCAGCAUGCUGUUGUCAAAUGGUACAAAAAGAAUAUGUUUUGGACUUGGAUUUGUCAUUUUAUUUACAGCCUUAACUCUUUCAGAUUGUUAAGAAUCUCUGAUGGCUUUAAUGAAAUUGGCUUUGGUCAAGUUAAUUAAAAUUGUCACCUUUUUUUUUAUGUCCAUGUAGUAAUUGAUGUGUGGCAAUGGGUUUAAAUAAAUGUAGACCUUUUUUUUCUCUCCAAGCUUUGAGCUAAUUCCUCCAAGUACAGUCAAACUGGGAUUGCAGUACUUUGUAUGACCAGUAGGCUGUGCUAGUGAAAUGCUUGAAUGUGACACACACAAACUGUUUUGGGAUACCUGUCAUAGGAUGUAUUUUAUGAUGAUUCUGUAAAUAUUUGAUGUGUAAAAGUGAUGGAUCCAUGAUUUAUAUGUAAUCAGAUUCAUACAUAUUUUGCUUACUUGUCUGUAGCUUAACAUGGAAAGUAUUUUUUUUUCUUCUCCCCUCAGGAUCUCACGUCACAAUGUUCCCACUUUAAAGGGACAUUCAUCUGUUUUUGUUUUUCCUGCAUUUUCAGAGUAAAAAAUUUAAAAAACAGAAAUAUAAAUAAAUGUUAUAUGUUGUCC